CCUCACUCCCUUCUUCCAACCUUUCGCCAGCUAAUGUUUUUCCCUUUCCGAAGAAAAAGGUCAAGAGUAUCUCAUUCCUUACUUACUCCCACUUUACAAUAAUACUCUCUCCUUUAACCUAUUCACCAGACUGCCACCCUCUUCUGUAUAAGAAUGCACUGUGACAUGAGGACAUGAUGACUCUGUCGUGAAGAGACUAAGAGAGAGAGAGAGAGAGACAAAGGAUGGGAGUGAUUAAGAGGUGGACGUCUGUGAAGAAGAAGAAGCAGCAGAAAGAGGAGAUUGAAGUGACGGCGAAAGAAACACAUACAUGGAGGCGACUAAGGGGUAUGUUUUCAUCGUCGCCGUCGUUUAAGUGGAAAAGAGUAGAGAUACUGCAUAUGGAGAUAGUGGACGGAGUGGUUUACAACGUGAUGUAUGUAGUCGAAGCUGUCGUUCUCGUUUCGACUCUCUGUUUCUUCUACCUCUGUUGUGGAUGCCACAUCUGAUCUCUCAUGUUUUUCACAUUCUCUCAAUUCCAUUAUUCUUUUGUAUUCAUACUUCCUCUUCAUCCUUCUCUUAGUAUGUUGUUUAGCUUUAGUCUCAAUUUUAUUACACAGUAAGCUUAUAAUGUAAUCUGAUGUUAUGUAGUUCUAUAGAAUAAACUUGAAUUCAUUUGACUUGCGAA
Molecule: messenger RNA, 667 nt
Organism: Brassica oleracea var. oleracea
Lineage: Eukaryota; Viridiplantae; Streptophyta; Magnoliopsida; Brassicales; Brassicaceae
Exons: 1
Coding region: 225-488 (87 amino acids)
Source: RefSeq, a predicted model, not a curated record